AUGCGAGGUUUCUCAGCCGAGUUAACUGCCGUGUGCGACCUGAACGACGGCUCACACAUCCGCUGCCCUGGCGCCGCUUGGAGUGGACCCACUUGGGGCGCUGCGCCGUCUGAACUCUGCGCGCUGGAUGUGCUCCAGUACUAUCACAAUGGAGAAGACUAUCACAAUGGAGAAGACUAUCACAAUGGAGAAGACUAUCACAAUGGAGAAGACUAUCACAAUGGAGAAGACUAUCACAAUGGAGAAGACUAUCACAAUGGAGAAGACUAUCACAAUGGAGAAGACUAUCACAAUGGAGAAGACUAUCACAAUGGAGAAGACUAUCACAAUGGAGAAGACUAUCACAAUGGAGAAGACUAUCACAAUGGAGAAGACUAUCACAAUGGAGAAGACUAUCACAAUGGAGAAGACUAUCACAAUGGAGAAGACUAUCACAAUGGAGAAGACUAUCACAAUGGAGAAGACUAUCACAAUGGAGAAGACUAUCACAAUGGAGAAGACUAUCACAAUGGAGAAGACUAUCACAAUGGAGAAGACUAUCACAAUGGAGAAGACUAUCACAAUGGAGAAGACUAUCACAAUGGAGAAGACUAUCACAAUGGAGAAGACUAUCACAAUGGAGAAGACUAUCACAAUGGAGAAGACUAUCACAAUGGAGAAGACUAUCACAAUGGAGAAGACUAUCACAAUGGAGAAGACUAUCACAAUGGAGAAGACUAUCACAAUGGAGAAGACUAUCACAAUGGAGAAGACUAUCACAAUGGAGAAGACUAUCACAAUGGAGAAGACUAUCACAAUGGAGAAGACUAUCACAAUGGAGAAGACUAUCACAAUGGAGAAGACUAUCACAAUGGAGAAGACUAUCACAAUGGAGAAGACUAUCACAAUGGAGAAGACUAUCACAAUGGAGAAGACUAUCACAAUGGAGAAGACUAUCACAAUGGAGAAGACUAUCACAAUGGAGAAGACUAUCACAAUGGAGAAGACUAUCACAAUGGAGAAGACUAUCACAAUGGAGAAGACUAUCACAAUGGAGAAGACUAUCACAAUGGAGAAGACUAUCACAAUGGAGAAGACUAUCACAAUGGAGAAGACUAUCACAAUGGAGAAGACUAUCACAAUGGAGAAGACUAUCACAAUGGAGAAGACUAUCACAAUGGAGAAGACUAUCACAAUGGAGAAGACUAUCACAAUGGAGAAGACUAUCACAAUGGAGAAGACUAUCACAAUGGAGAAGACUAUCACAAUGGAGAAGACUAUCACAAUGGAGAAGACUAUCACAAUGGAGAAGACUAUCACAAUGGAGAAGACUAUCACAAUGGAGAAGACUAUCACAAUGGAGAAGACUAUCAUAAUGGAGAAGUGUAG
Messenger RNA from Schistocerca serialis cubense, 1368 nucleotides. RefSeq names its product repetin-like. Lineage: Eukaryota; Metazoa; Arthropoda; Insecta; Orthoptera; Acrididae. Bases 1 to 1368 code for a protein of 455 amino acids. The transcript is spliced from 2 exons. The record is from RefSeq and is a predicted model, not a curated record.